Molecule: messenger RNA, 1506 nt
Organism: Catharus ustulatus (Swainson's thrush)
Lineage: Eukaryota; Metazoa; Chordata; Aves; Passeriformes; Turdidae
Gene: CLU
Product: clusterin
Exons: 8
Coding region: 6-1361 (451 amino acids)
Source: RefSeq, a predicted model, not a curated record
GGACCAUGGCGCUGUCGCUGUCGCUGUCGCUGUUGCUGUCCCUGCUCGGGGUCCUGCUGGCCUUGGAGGGGGCGAGCGGCCUCCUGCCCCCCUCGCAGCUCAAAGAGCUGUCGGCGGCGGGCAGCCGGCGGAUCGACGCGGAGCUGGAGCGGGCGCUGCAGGGCGUGGGGAAGAUGAAAUCCCUGAUGGAGCAGAGCGGCCGCGAGCACCGCGAGCUGCUCACGGCGCUGCAGGACACGCGGGACCACAGGGAGGAAGCGGUGCGGCUGGCGCGGCAGAAGGAGCAGGAGCUGUCGGAGCGCGGCGAGCGCUGCAACGCCUCGGUGCUGGAGCUGUGGGAGCGCUGCAAGCCCUGCCUGCGGCAGCGCUGCCUGCGCUUCUACUCCCGCUCCUGCCGCAGCGGGGCCGCGCUGGUGGGACGGCAGCUGGAGGAAUUCCUGAACCGCUCGUCUCCCAUCUCCAUCUGGGUGGACGGCGAGCGCCUGGACUCGCUGCUGGAGCGCGACGAGCGCCAGGAGCGGCAGCUGGAGGACCUGGAGGAGCGCUUCGGGAUCCUGGAGGACGGGAUCGACGGGAUCUACCGGGACAGCUCCCUGUUCCAGGGCCGCCUCCACCCCUUCUUCCAGGCGCCCUUCGGGGGGUUCCGCGAGGCGCUCGGGGCUCCGGUGCAGCGGCUGCGCUUCCCGCGCCGCUUCCGCCGCUUUUCCGGGCAUCUCUUCCCGCUUUUCCAAAGCCCGCACGGAAGCUUCCAGCAGCUCUUCCAGCCGCUCUUCCACAUCACCCAGCGCGUGCUGGAGGGCGCCCACGGCGACUGGGAGCUGCUCCCGGGAGAAUCCCGGAAUUUCAGCGAUGACCGGAUGGUUUGCCGGGAGAUCCGGCGGAACUCGGCCGGGUGCCUGCGGAUGCGGGAGGAGUGCGAGCAGUGCCGGGAGAUCCUGGCCCUCGACUGCGGGCAGGAGGAUCCAUCCCAGCAGGAGCUGCGGGAGCAGCUGGAGGACGCCGUGCGCGUGGCCGAGCGCUUCACACGCCGCUACGAUUCCCUGCUCCGGGAAUUCCAGGAGGAAAUGCUCAACACCUCCGGGCUGCUGGACCAGCUGAACCGCCAGUUCGGCUGGGUGUCCCGCCUGGCCAACUAUUCCCUGGGCUCCGACGGGUUCCUGCAGGUCACCACGGUGCUGUCCAAGGCUCCGAACCCCGAGGAUCCAUCGGCGGUGCCGGACACGCAGGUGACGGUGCAGCUCUUCGACUCGGAGCCGCUGGAGCUGACCGUGCCCGGGGACAUCCCGUGGAGCGAUCCCAAAUUCAUGGACAUCGUGGCCGACCAGGCGCUGCAGCACUUCAAGGAAAACGCAAUAGAGUAGCUGGGUGAUCCCGCUGAUGCCGCCCCUCCGGAUCCCCCUUCCAGGGGGGAAUCGUCACCAUGCUGGCACCUCUCCCCUCCUGACCCUUCCUGCUGCCAGGACCCUCCGGGGCCCCAAAUGGAAAAUAAAGGUAGAGUUGAACAUC